CUGUACAGUUAGGUGUUGAGCGUGUGUGUCUGCUGAUCUGAGCUCUGCAGGCAGCAGGAAACUGCGUCUUCCCUGAAGCAUCUCCAGGGCCUGGAUGACCACUGUCCAUGGCAUUGUAGUCUCUUUCAUCUUCACAGCUGGGGCCAGAGGGAGGAGACGCCAUGAGCCUUACCCUCACAGCCCUGCUCUGCCUUGGGCUGAGUGUGGGCCCGAGGACCCCAGUGCAGGCAGGGACCCUCCCCAAACCCACCAUCUGGGCUGAGCCAGGCUCUGUGAUCCCCUGGGGGAGUCCUGUGACCAUCUGGUGUCAGGGGACCAAGGAGACUCAGGAGUUCCAACUGUAUAAAGAGGGAAGCUCACUGCCCUGGAGCAGACAGAACCCACUGAAGCCUGGGGACAAGGCCACGUUCUUCAUCCCACACAUGACAGAGCAAUAUGCAGGGCGAUAUCGCUGUUACUAUCUCAGCCCCACUGGCUGGUCAGAGCUCAGUGACCCCCUGGAGCUGGUGGUGACAGGAAUCUACAGCAAACCCUCCCUCUCAGCCCUGCCGAGCCCUGUGGUGAAAGCAGGAGGGAACGUCACCCUCCAGUGUGGCUCAUGGCUGAGAUUUGACAGGUUCAUUCUGACUAAGGAAGGAGAACAUCAGCCCUCAUGGACCCUGGACUCACAGCGACACCCCAGUGGGCAGCCCCAGGCCCUGUUCCCUGUGGGCCCCGUGACCUCCAGCCACAGGUGGACGUUCACAUGCUAUGGCUAUGACAGUAUAAACCCUCAGGUGUGGUCACACCCCAGUGACCCCCUGGAGCUCCUGGUCCCAGGUGUGUCUGGGAAGCCCUUCCUCCUGAACCAGCAGGGCUCCAUCGUGGCCUCUGGACAGAGCCUGACCCUCCAGUGUCUCUCUGAUGUCGGCUAUGCCAGAUUCGCUCUGUCCAAGGAGGGGGGACAUGACCUCCCCCAGCGCCUUGGACGGCAGCCCCAGGUUGGACACUCUCAGGCUGAUUUCCCCCUGGGCCCUGUGAAACCCUCUCACGGGGGCCAAUACAGAUGCUACGGUGGACACAACCUCUCUUCUGAGUGGUCAGCACCCAGUGACCCCUUGGAUAUCUUGGUGGCAGGACAGCUCCCUGACACACCCUCCCUCUUGGUGCAGCCAGGCCCCACGGCGGCCUCAGGAGAGAAUGUGACCCUGCUGUGUCAGUCACGGGGGCCAGUGGACACGUUCCUUCUGUUCAAGGAGGGGGCAGCCGAUCCCCCACUGCGUCUGAGAUCAAAGUACCAAGCUCGGCAGUACAAGGCCCAAUUCUACAUGAGUCCUGUGACCCCAGCCCACGGGGGGACCUACAGGUGUUACAGCUCAUACAGCACCACCCCCUACAAGUUGUCAUACCCCAGUGACCCCCUGGAGCUCGUGGUCUCAGGGGGCUCUGAGGACCGACUGCCCCGCACAGAGUCAGGCACCACGAGGGGUGUCCAGUGGUACCUGAAGGCUGUGAUCGGGAUCUCCGUGGCCUUCAUCCUGCUGCUGCUCUCCCUCCUCCUCCUCUUCCUCCUCAUGCGACACCGGCGUCAGGGAACAUGCAGGAUGUCAGCCCAGAGACAGGCUGAUCUCCAAUUUCCUGCAGAGGCUGCAGACCCACAGCCCAAGGACUUACGCCUGAAGAUCAGCUCCAGCCCAGCUGCUGACGCCCAGGAAGAGAACCUCUCAGAUGCUGCCGUGAAGGACACACAGCCUGAGGAGGGCGUGGAGCUGCACCCUCAGGCUACUGCAUCUGAAGACCCCCAGGACGUGACCUAUGCCCAGCUGAACCACUUGACCCUCAGACGGGAGAUGACAUCCGCUUCCUCCCAGUCAGAGGAGCCACCAGCAGAGCCCAGCGUGUACGCUGCUCUGGCCAUCCACUAGCCCAGGAAGGACCCGGACCCCACCCUCCAGGGAGGGAGACUGCAGGGACCCCAGAAGGCACAGGAGCUGCCCCCAGGGGACACUCAGCUAAUGACUUCCAGCCAGCCUGGAAUCCUAACGUGGACCACCAGGAGCUUCUGGGACUCAUUGGGAGUCACCUGAUUCUGCAAUCAAAGAUAACUGAUAUCCCCACAUUUUGGACAUAAAGCAACAGACUUCUCAGUAAUGCAUGAGUGAAAUGAGAAAUCCAAAACAGAAGGGAGAGAAUGUUUUAAAUUGAAUGAUAAUGUAAACAUUACACAUCAAACCUAUGAAAUAGGAAAAUUAAGAACCAUGAGUGAAUAUAUCAGAAAAGAAAAGCCUAAAAGAUCAAUGACCUAAGCUAUUAAAUCAAGAAUUUGGAAAAAUAAUAGAAAAUUAUCCCAGAUUAAGGUAGAAGGAGGGAAAUGAUGAUGAAAGUAGCUACUAAUGAGGACAAAUAAAAACUAGAGCCAAAAAGUUUCAUUCUCGAAAACAUCAAUCACACUUACAAAUCCCAGCCACAAUGCUCAAGGAAAAAAGAGAGAAAGCACAUAUUACAUCAUCAGGACAGCAUCACAGAUCCCACAGACUUUAAAUACACAACAGAUCAUUAUGAUCAAUUUUAUGCCACUACAUUAGAAAAUGUAGACGAAAUGGACAAAAUCCUCAAAAACACAAUAUACCAAAAUGAUGGAUAAAAAUAAAUAGAAAAUCUGAAUUGACAUAUAUAUUGAAUAUGUUGAACAUGUAAAUAAAAUUUUCCCAA
Messenger RNA from Equus quagga, 2691 nucleotides. RefSeq names its product leukocyte immunoglobulin-like receptor subfamily A member 6. The transcript has 13 exons. Bases 162 to 1904 code for a protein of 580 amino acids. The record is from RefSeq and is a predicted model, not a curated record. Gene Ontology annotation, molecular function: inhibitory MHC class I receptor activity. Gene Ontology annotation, biological process: cytokine-mediated signaling pathway. Lineage: Eukaryota; Metazoa; Chordata; Mammalia; Perissodactyla; Equidae.